This is a messenger RNA of Caenorhabditis angaria, 1522 nucleotides long. NCBI's taxonomy places the organism in Eukaryota, Metazoa, Nematoda, Chromadorea, Rhabditida, Rhabditidae. The record is from the annotation of a GenBank genome assembly.
AUGGAUUUUUUGACGGAUGAUUUCGGGCUCCACUUGUUGAAUGAUGAAUUGGCUGCAAAUGUUGUUGAUCCUUUGAUUAGCGGCUUGGAUCUUCCAGAGCCUUCUGGAUCAAAAUAUUUAUUGAGCACGGAAAUGAUUGAUAAAAAUGUAAGUUAGUUUUAAAAAAAUGUGGCACUCUUCAAGAGUUAACGCCUGAAAAAAGUGUUUGAAAAACUAUUUGCAACUUUUACUCUGAUUAUUUUUGGACCAAGAACAAACCAAAAAGCUAGAAUUUGCGAGAAAAAUACCUAUCGUUUCCCUAGUUUUUGAGAUACAAAUUUUCUGAACAUCCCCUAGUGAUUAUCAUUUUGUGAAGCUAGAUGUUUCAGGCACUCGAUUGUUACAUCCCAGACAAUCAACUAUACGAUUAUCCAAGUUCUUCAUCUUCUUCUCCAACUGAUGGAUAUGCGUCCAACGUGAGUUCUUUGUCUUUUUUGAUCAAAACCUAAUUUAUAAUAUGUUUUCAGUUACAAAUUCAUACCGCAACUCCCAGUGAAUUUUAUCUCCCGGUCAGCAAUACCAACAAUAAUAAAAAAGUGGAUUAUCGAUACGUUCCAAUCAAACCUUCAGUGAAUAUCGUGCAAAGCAAACCUGUAAGUGGCUAAUUUUCAUAGAGAUUUCACGAAUAAAUAUGAAAUUUCAGAAGCUGAAUGCAUCAGAAGAGAGAAAACUAAAAAAUCGACACUACGCGCAAGUUUCGCGUGAUAAGAAAAAGAAACAAGAUGCAGAUAUACUUGGAGAAUUGGAAAAACUUCGUCGUGAAAACGAUGCUCUUCGCAAAGAAAACAGUCAACUUCGAUGCACAAUUCAACAACUGACUGGUUCAACUCCACCUCCUACUCCAUUAUCUGAAACUAAACCAAAGAAGUUUGAGAAUUUCCCAACAUCUACAACAAACACAUUCACGCGCAAAGCACUUGUCACAGCCGGAGCUAUGGUUGUAUUUUGUCUAGUUGUUUUCAUGGCGCCAUCUUCUACAACUGAUUUGAAAUAUGGAAAUAACUUGGGCGAAAACCUUGCAGUUCUUCAAAAAAAUGGUAUCAGAAGACCAAAUCGAUUGGCGGUUGAACAAUUAGUUCCAACUUCACAAAAUAUCAACAUUUCAUCGAUUCCUGUCAAUAACUGUGGCGAUAUGAAAUCUGAAAAAGCUAUUGGAGGGUGAGUUCUUUUUUGAAAAAAAAACAAUCAAUAUUUUUCUUCAUCUCAAAUUUCAUUAAUUUCUUUUGUUUACAUAAAAUCACAAAAGUGUUCAUUUUUCAUUUUCAGAUCGUCCGAUGUUUAUUCCAACGCUUCUGCAGCUGACAAAAAUCGUAAUUUUGACAAACUCGCAACAAUUAUCCGCCAGAAACGAGAUUCCGUAUAUAUUUUGCCAAAUAAGGGCAAUAUUGCAAAACCAAAACCAAAAGUCAAAAGGCAAUCAACACCAAAAUAUUUACCAAAAACGUCAUUUAUUGCCACAUCGGCUAACAAAACUUUAAAUUAA